ACUAUCCGGGCAUUUUCUUCAUUUUUAAAACCCCACCACCACACUUCAUAUUCAACCUCCACCCACCAUCACCCUCCACCAUCACACAGGUGAUUGAAACCGUGUUAUUUAUGUCGGGUUUGAACACCCUUUUGCAAACUUUGAUCGGUAACAGGCUUCCUACGGUCAUGGGACCGUCUUUUGCUUAUAUCUUAUCUGUGUUGGCAAUCAUAAAUGAUUUUGCAGAUGAAGAUUUCUCAUCUGAGCAUCAGAGAUUUGAACACACUAUAAGGGCUAUUCAAGGAGCCUUGAUAAUAUCUUCAUUCUUCAAUAUUAUUAUCGGAUUUAGUAGGGCAUGGGGAGACUUCAAUAAGUUUUUCAGUCCUGUUGUUAUCGUUGCAUACGUUUGUGUAAUCGGUCUUCGUUUAUUUGGAAGGGGGUUUCCUGAGGUAAUAAUGUUCGGUUCAUCGGGCCCACUCUGUUCUCGAAAGAUUCGCAUUGCUUUUUUGUAUUGCACUUGUGUGGGCUUUUGCUGCUAUCCUCACUGUAGCCGGUGCUUAUAAUAACGUCGGUCAGCAAACAAAGCUUAGUUGCAGGACGGAUCGUUCCUAUCUCAUUGAAUCCGCUCCAUGGUACAUACAAUUUUUGUCCUUUAUGAAUACGACCGGUGCCGUGGCUGUUGCGGU
Molecule: messenger RNA, 665 nt
Organism: Helianthus annuus (common sunflower)
Lineage: Eukaryota; Viridiplantae; Streptophyta; Magnoliopsida; Asterales; Asteraceae
Product: nucleobase-ascorbate transporter 3-like
Exons: 3
Coding region: 111-542 (143 amino acids)
Biological process (GO): transmembrane transport
Cellular component (GO): plasmodesma; plasma membrane
Molecular function (GO): transmembrane transporter activity
Source: RefSeq, a predicted model, not a curated record